Messenger RNA from Zasmidium cellare ATCC 36951, 468 nucleotides. RefSeq lists its product as uncharacterized. Gene Ontology annotation, molecular function: protein binding. NCBI's taxonomy places the organism in Eukaryota, Fungi, Ascomycota, Dothideomycetes, Mycosphaerellales, Mycosphaerellaceae. The transcript has a single exon. Bases 1 to 468 code for a protein of 155 amino acids. The record is from RefSeq and is a predicted model, not a curated record.
AUGGGCCUCCCACAAGAGCAACCCCAAACCGCCCAGCGAUCCCAACCAGACCCCUCCACCUCCACCACCAAACCAACCACCCUCCCCCCCGAAGCCCUCUCCCUCGCAACCAAGCUCUUCGACUAUGCGCGCGCCGGCAGCACCGCCCCCCUCGCACAAUACCUCACGGCCGGCAUCCCCGCAAACCUCACGAACCACAAAGGCGACACGCUCCUCAUGCUGGCCGCCUACCACGGCCACGUCGACACGGUGAGCAUGCUCUUGGACCACGGCGCGGAUGCGAAUGUGCUGAAUGAGCGGGGCCAGAGUCCCGUAGCGGGGGCGGUGUUUAAGGGGUAUGAGGGGGUUGUGAGGGUGCUUGUCGAGAGGGGUGGGGUGGAUUUGGAGGCGGGGAGGCCGAAUGCGGUGGAGGCGGCGAGGAUGUUUCGGAGGGAGGGGAUGUUGGCGUUGUUUGGGGUUGGGGAGUGA